Harpia harpyja (harpy eagle) is the source of this 780-nucleotide messenger RNA. It is a transcript of the gene HOXC5, whose product is annotated as homeobox C5. The record is from RefSeq and is a predicted model, not a curated record. The transcript has 2 exons. Gene Ontology annotation, molecular function: RNA polymerase II cis-regulatory region sequence-specific DNA binding; DNA-binding transcription factor activity, RNA polymerase II-specific. The coding region runs from base 109 to 780 and encodes 223 amino acids. Lineage: Eukaryota; Metazoa; Chordata; Aves; Accipitriformes; Accipitridae. Gene Ontology annotation, biological process: anterior/posterior pattern specification; embryonic skeletal system morphogenesis; regulation of transcription by RNA polymerase II. Gene Ontology annotation, cellular component: nucleus.
AGAAAAAAAGAAGAAAAAAGAGAAAAAAAAGAGAAAAAAAUCCCCCCUCCCCAAAUUUUCUUUUUCCCCCCUUUUUUUAUUAUUUUUUUUUUCCUCCCCUCCUCCGCCAUGAGUUCUUACGUCGCCAAUUCGUUCUAUAAGCAAAGUCCCCCUGUUCCUGCCUAUGCCAUGCAAAGUUAUGGAAAUUAUGGAAGUGUGCCUGAGGUUCAGUCACCCAGGUACCGCUACAGUGGCUUGGAUCUAAGCAUCACCCUCCCCUCCUCCGGGGCUACCAACUCCCUGAGCGGCUUGGACAUGUCUGCGACCCCCCGAGCUAACCCCGAGCGACCUUCCUGCACGGUCAUGGGUUCUUCAGGGCAUCCUUUAGCCAGAGACGAUCAAGCAUCCCUAAAUCCCGGGAUUUACAGUCAGAAGAGUGCUAACACGACGCUGGAGGAGAGAUCUAAGAGCUCGGGUGAAAUCAAAGCUGAGCCCGUGCAAACAGCACAACAAGGAGGACCACAACUGCAGCAGCAACAACCUCCACAAAUUUACCCCUGGAUGACCAAACUACACAUGAGCCAUGAAACGGAUGGUAAACGCUCCCGAACCAGCUACACCCGCUACCAAACUCUGGAACUAGAGAAAGAAUUUCAUUUUAACAGAUACCUGACCCGGCGGAGGCGCAUUGAGAUCGCCAACAACCUCUGCCUGAACGAGAGACAAAUCAAAAUCUGGUUUCAAAACCGGAGGAUGAAGUGGAAGAAAGAUUCCAAGUUGAAAAGCAAAGAGGCUCUUUAG